Paramecium tetraurelia is the source of this 372-nucleotide messenger RNA. RefSeq lists its product as uncharacterized. Lineage: Eukaryota; Ciliophora; Oligohymenophorea; Peniculida; Parameciidae. Gene Ontology annotation, molecular function: carbon-sulfur lyase activity. The transcript has 2 exons. The record is from RefSeq and is a predicted model, not a curated record.
AUGGAAUAUUAAUAUUCAGGAAGUUGCCAUUGCCAAAAGGUGUAAUUUCAAUUUACAGGACCCCUUGAGAUGGAAGUAAUCAGAUGUCAUUGUUCAAUCUGCAAAAUGAAGCAAAAUCAUCAUGUAUUGAUUCAAGAUUCCAAAUUUAAAAUGCUCACAAGUAUGGAAGAACUGAGUCUGUACACAUUCAAUACCAAACAAGCUAAGCAUUACUUUUGCAAGACCUGUGGAGUGCAAUCCUUUUUUUAUCCCAGAUUUAACCCUAACAUGAUUGCAGUUACCAUAUAUUGUGUGUAAUUACCGUCUAAUGCCAAAUUGACAUACGUGACUUAAGGACUUGAAUAAUCAAUUAAAGAAUCAAUUAAACAAUGA